UGAUUCCGCAUCGCACUUUUCGAGCAACUGCUCCGGGGAUUGCCCUUUUUCACGGCUGCCCCAAUCCCAGGCGCGGAAGAUUCGCAGCGAAUCCAUCGAGCCUCCUGCAAAAUGAGCGGCAACAUUCGCGACUUGAUUGACGGCGAAGCCGAGCUUGACGAGGAGGAGGACGAUGAGUCAUUUGAUGAGGAUGCUGACGAAGUCCGCAAGAGACCUGCUGCUGCGGGGAUAGACGAUUCGAGCGAGGAGGACGACGAUGAUGAAGACGAGGAGGAAGCUCGAAGGAUCCGAGAAGGAUUCAUCGUCGACGAGGAUGAGGAUGAGGAGGAAGGUGAGGAUGCUAACGAGCGAGAGCGCCACAACAAGAAGAAGAAGCGUCGGCGUGCUGAGCGCGAGGAAGAGGAGCAGCUUGACGAAGAGGAUCUCGACCUCAUCGGCGAGGCAAUUCCUGAAUGGGAGCGCAAGUCGCAGACCCAACAGACUAAGUUCAAGCGACUUAAACGGGGCCAUCGAGACGAAGAUCGCGGCACCGAGCGCCGGGGUCUCGCGGAGAUUUUCUCAGACGAUGAUGACGAGAUUAACGACGAUCGACCUUACGGCCGCCCGAGCCACCGGGUCCAGGCGGAUGAGUUCGACGACUUCAUCGAGGAUGAUUACCCCGAGGACGACGAAGAGCGCAUUCAGCGGCAGGAGGAUAUGGAAGUUGCCCGCCCAAAAGACAAGGGACUUACCGUUGAUACGACUGGCCUCGAUAAAGAUGCUCUCGAUGACAUGGAGGCCAUUUUCGGCAACGGCGAAGAGUACGAUUGGGCUUUGCAGAUGGAGGAAGAGGAGGAGGAUCGCGAGCGCGAGGAGCAGACUAUUGAGCUGAAGGAUGUGUUCGAACCUUCUCAGCUCACCGAGAAGCUUCUUACGGACAUGGACAACGAAAUCCGCGUUAACGACGACCCCGAGCGAUUCCAGCUUGAUCGCAGGCAAUUUCCCAACCUCGUCAUCACAGCCGAGCAGUUUAAAGAAGAGGCGCGGUGGAUCACGAAUCUCAUGUGGCCAAAGAAAGCGCUGCACAAAGAGCUCCACGGCGCAUUUAACAAGGCUAUCGGGAAAGUGCUCGAGUUUUUCGUCAUCGACGGAGUUGAAGUCCCUUAUGUCUUUCAACACCGGCGCGACUAUCUCAUCCAUGCGAAGAAGAUUCGGAACCAAAACCACCGCGAUGAUCCCGAUGCCCCCGAGUACACGGUUGAUGCCGAAAAGCUUCUUACACAGGAUGAUUUGUGGCGUAUUCUAGACCUUGAUAUCAAGUUCCGGUCGUUGGUCGAGAAGAGAAAUGUGCUCGAAGACACGCUCAGGAAGCUCAAGGAAUAUGCUGGAGUCCAGGACGAAAUCAUGCAGGACAUGAUUUACGAUGCGGCAACAAUUGAAGAGUUGCAAGAUCUGCAAGACUAUCUCAACUUCCAAUACUCGGCUGAGCUGAAAGACGUUUCCGCGAUGGGUAACAGUGUGUUGAGGGAGCUCAAGCGGCCGGGAGCAAAGACGGCCCUUUUUGAGCGCAUUCGGAAGGCGAAGGUGUACGGGUUUGUGCGCGCGUUUGGCAUAUCCCCAGAUCGUCUCGCCCUAAAUGCCCUCCGAGAAAGCAAGAAGGUGUCUCCGGAUGAUGACGAGAAGUUGCCCUUGGGCCUGGCCGACAGCCUGAUAGACAACGAAUUCCCCUCUGGAGAUCAGGUCAUCAACGCUGCUCGCCAGCUGUACGCCGAAGAGCUAUUUGUCAGUCCGAGAAUGCGAAAGCAUUUCCGGGAGGCCUACUACGAGCUCGGCUGGGUGAGCUGCCGCCGGACAGAGAAAGGACUGCGCAAGAUUGAUGAAUCGCAUCCUUAUUACGAGAUCAAGUACCUUGUCCAGCAAGAACUCCGCGACCUCGCAAAGCGGCCUGAGAUCUUCCUUAAAAUGAUGAAAGCCGAAGAGGAGGGCCUUGUGGAGGUCCGCCUCAGCCUGCAGAAUGAAAGCGAAUUUAGGCAAAGGCUCUACAAUGACUUUGCCUCGGACAACUUUAGCGACCUUGCAGAUGCGUGGAAUACUGAACGCCAAAAGGUUCUAGAUAUCGCCUUCUCAAGGCUCGAGAAGGUGAUCACCAAGGGCGUCAAGGACUCGCUCCGGACAGCUUGCCAGGAGGAACUUCUAAAAACGUGCCGCGAGGAGUACUUCAAGAGACUGGAUCAGGCGCCUUUGAAACCCAAGGGUAUGAUUCUUGGAACAAUGCCGCGGGUACUGACUCUGUCAAACGGCAUGGGCGAUCCGAAUCGCGACCCUGUAUCCUGGACUUGGGUAGAAGAAGACGGCAGGGUUCUUGAGCACGGCAAGUUUAUCAACUUGGGCCGGGACGAGAGCCAGCGUGAGGCCUUUACCGAGCUGGUCCGGCGGAGACGACCCGAUGUCGUGGGUAUUUCGGGUUUCUCGGCCGACACCAACCGACUUGUGAAGGACGUCGAGAACCUGAUCAGCGAGAAGGGACUCAUGGGCACUGAGUACGAGGAUCCUGAAACGAGCGAGUAUCGAAGCGACUUGCUCGAGGUCAUAGUCGUCAACGACGAGGUAGCCCGGCUCUACAAGGACAGCCCCCGUGCCGUUGCGGACCACCCGACCUUGAACCCCCUGACACGUUACUGCAUCGCCCUGGCAAGGUACAUGCAGAACCCCAUGAAGGAGUAUGCCGCGCUUGGAAGAGAUAUCACUUCGCUAUUAAUUCACCCAUACCAGCAAUAUCUUCCCCAAGAUAAACUCUUCAGGCAUCUCGAGACGGCCAUGGUCGACAUGGUCAAUCUUUGUGGUGUCGAUAUCAACGAGGCGGUAGCUGACGCUUACACGGCGCAUCUCCUUCCCUAUGUUGCUGGCCUGGGUCUGCGAAAAGCAACCCUCCUUAUCAAGGGCAUAAACGCUAACGGUGGUGUCGUCAGCUCGCGCGAUGAGCUCGUCGGCGACCCCGAGCGGCACAAGCUCCCCGUCCUUGGCCCGCGCGUCUGGAACAACUGCGCAAGUUUCCUUUUCAUUGAGUAUGACACGACAAAUCCCGACUCGGACCCUCUUGACAAUACCAGAGUCCACCCUGAGGACUACGACUUGGCGCGCAAGGUUGCGGCCGAUGCUUUGGGGCUAGACGAGGAAGAUGUCAAGGCCGAAACCGACGAGAAUGGCGCAGGCGCAAUUGUUCGCAAACUUUUCAAAGAGGACGAGCAAGAAAAGGUCAACGAGCUCAUCCUCGAGGAGUAUGCGGAGCAGCUCGAGAGGGAGUACCAGCAACGCAAAAGAGCUACUCUUGAGACGAUUCGGGCGGAGCUUCAGGUGCCAUACGAGGAGCUCCGAAAGAACUUUGCGACGCUAGGUGCGGACCAGAUCUUUACCAUGUACACGGGCGAGACCAAAGAGUCGCUCUGCGAGGGCAUGAUCGUGCCGGUCAACGUGCGCGUUGUAAAGGACGACUUCGCCAUCGUCAAGCUAGACUGUGGGAUCGAGGGCAGGAUUGAAUCUCACGAGGUUUCUUACCGCCACUCGAUCAAGGAAUUGCUUGCGGUCGGACAAACCAUCCAGGCCAAGCUUGUAGACCUCAACCGGAAAGAGUUUAUCUGUAAGCUCUCGAUGAGGGAGGAAGAACUGCGGCGGCCGUACCGAAAACAUGUAGACCACAACCAUGGGCAGUGGGACUACAAGCUUGAGGAUCGAGACAGGGAGGAGCUACGUGAAAAAGACAAAGUCACGGGCCGAACACAAAGGGUCAUCAAGCACCCCCUUUUCAAGCCUUUCAACAGCACACAAGCCGAGGAGUACCUGGGCGGUCAGCCUGCCGGCGAGGUCGUCAUUCGACCUUCAUCAAAGGGAAAUGACCACCUUGCUAUCACCUGGAAGGUUGCCGACGGCGUCUAUCAACAUGUCGACGUUCUCGAGCUGCAGAAGGAGAACGAGUUUUCUGUUGGCCGCAGCCUUCGGGUCGGCAGCAAAUACCAGUACUCGGAUCUGGACGAGCUGAUCGUCGACCAUGUGAAGGCAAUGGCCAGGAAGGUAGACGAGCUUGUCCAGCAUGAAAAGUUCCAAAAGGGAUCUCGUGCGGAUCUCGAGAAAUGGCUGACGACGUACAUCGACGCCAACCCCAACCGAUCUGCCUAUGCCUUCUGCAUAGACACGAAGCACCCUGGCUACUUUUUCCUGUGCUUCAAGGCAAGCCGGAGUUCCAGAGUGAACUCGUGGCCGGUCCGGGUAGUGCCGCAGGCAUACGAAUUGAUGAAGAGCCAGUAUCCCGACAUGAGGGCCCUUUGCAAUGGCUUCAAACUACGCUACCAGAGCGAGCAGUUGAAGAUGCAAGGUGGGCGGUAAGGAGACGACGCUCUCUCGUUUUAGUAAACUAUUUUUUGUUUCAUAAUGGUCCUAGUUUUAGAGAUUCGGACGCUCGGAUUUAGGACGAGACAUGGGAUGCGGAAAUGGACAGUGUGUUUUUGAGCAGCAACCUUUGGUAUAGUCCUGGGCUAGCUAUUUCUAAGUGAUGAUCCGUAGCGACAGAAUAGUGUAAUGCUUACUGCGUCGUCGAUAGCAGCUUGCGGCCUGACCAACAGCAGAUUACCCAUCCCGUUGUGCAUGGAUGGGAUUGAGGACCUCGUUUAUUUUGGGAGGACGCUUACGAGACGAUGCGGCCAGAUUACCUGGACUAACUACCUUUAGUGUCCACGUAUUCCGGAUGGGAG
Molecule: messenger RNA, 4724 nt
Organism: Lasiosphaeria miniovina
Lineage: Eukaryota; Fungi; Ascomycota; Sordariomycetes; Sordariales; Lasiosphaeriaceae
Product: SH2 domain-containing protein
Exons: 4
Coding region: 112-4359 (1415 amino acids)
Biological process (GO): transcription elongation-coupled chromatin remodeling; transcription elongation by RNA polymerase II; nucleosome organization
Cellular component (GO): transcription elongation factor complex
Molecular function (GO): DNA binding; histone binding; nucleosome binding
Source: RefSeq, a predicted model, not a curated record